AUGUCGUCCUGGCAGCUCCUCGACCCGGAGGAGGAGAACGAGAUCCACAAGUCGCGCCUGUUCAGUGUCGAAGAGCGGCCCUUCAAGCGCAUCACGAAGCGCCUCUCCACAAUCAAUGGCCUCGCCAACUCGAAGAUCCGACAGACCGUCACGCCUCCCCCCGACACCACAAACGCAAGCAACGGCGACGAUAGCAGUGCCGCCGAGGCAGUCGACUUCGCGCAGCUGAAGGAGGACAUUACGUUCGACUUCGCGGCCUUCGACUACACCAUCGGCCGCCUGCAGUUCCUCCAGACCGCCAACGCCCAGCAGCGCGACAAGUACGCCGUCGAGCGCGGCGCCAUCCUCGACACCUGCACCAAGGUCAAGGACAACACGGCGCAGCUGAGGGUCCAGCUCGCCGCCGCGCAGGCCACCCGGGCGCAGAGGCUGCAGUGGGACGCCCUGGCGCGCAAGAUCAACGACAACAAGGCGCUCCAGGAAAGGCCCAAGGCGACGGCGACGCUGGAGAAGUUGGAGGAGGAGUGCAGGCAGCUCGAGGCGGAGAGCGAGACGUACGCCGCCACGUGGAGGGAGAGGCGGGAGCAGUUCAGCAGGAUCAUGGACGAGAGCAUGAGGCUGCGCCGGCUCAUCCGCGACGAGAAGGAGGAGGUCGAGCGGCGGGAGGGCAUGGACGAGGACGGCAGCGGGGAGGGCGACGGCGCCGCGGAUGGGCAUACGCCGCGGCCGGGAAGCGCCAGCGGGAACGCGACGCCCCGGCCAGACGGCGCCGGGGUGGCCUCUGCCGUGCCGAAGGGGCUCGGGGAGAACGGCGACUCGACACCGCGGCCGAUUUCGGUGGGCGGGCGGACGCCGAUGCGGGACAGUCCCGCCCCGAGCGCCGUGGAUGGGCUCAAGCCGAGGCCUGAGAUGUCAGGGAACUUGUCACAGUCUGGCAGCCGGUCGGGGAGCCGGGAAGCGUCACCUGCUAGGAGUGCCGAGCCUGAGAGCCGCCAACCAGAGGGUGAGGAUGUCGAGAUGGGCGAAACGCCUCGCGAUGAUCCCGCAGCAACCCCGCAGAUCACCGUUGAGGGCCAGACUGUUGAGGAUAAGAUGGAUACGUCGUCAUGA
Messenger RNA from Diaporthe citri, 1110 nucleotides. RefSeq lists its product as uncharacterized. NCBI's taxonomy places the organism in Eukaryota, Fungi, Ascomycota, Sordariomycetes, Diaporthales, Diaporthaceae. The record is from RefSeq and is a predicted model, not a curated record. The transcript has a single exon. The coding region runs from base 1 to 1110 and encodes 369 amino acids. Gene Ontology annotation, biological process: mRNA export from nucleus; mRNA processing. Gene Ontology annotation, cellular component: THO complex part of transcription export complex.